AUGCCAAGCGAGAUAUGGUCUACUCCCGCAGGAGUUCAAUCAACCAGCUGGACAUUGGAUGUCAGCCCUGCAGACGGUGGCCUCUCGAGUGACACUCUCGGUCCUUUUGCGCCAGCCACUGCAUUCUCGGAUUCCAAAUUCUACAGCUUUGGGGGAAAUGUCUUCAAGCCCGACGCCUUGCCGAAUAUGACAGUUCUUUCUGGUCUGGUGACGCAGGACCUAGAAUCAGACAGAUGGGAAAAUUUCACUGCCAGCGUUCCGGCCCAGAGUCCCUACCGAACUCAGGCGAAGGCGUUAAUCGUCCCAAACUUCGGUGAACAAGGAUACUUCGUUGUCGUCGGAGGUGAAAACCCCCCCACAGAGGAGUCUUUCUACGAGCUAGGCACCUUCAUGGCCGACAUGUCUGUCAUCACGAUGUACGACAUCGCUUCAGGUACCUGGUAUAGCCAAAAAACGACUGGCGAUAUUCCACCACCACGAUCAGAGUUCUGUAUAGUAGGCGCGGCUAGCAGUGAUGGUUCAAGCUUCGAAAUGUUUGUUUAUGGCGGUUCUACCAAUUCUACAUACGACCUGGCUCAUCCCGGAGAAGACGGUUAUCUGAGCGUUUAUGCGUUGUCUUUCCCUGGCUUCCAAUGGUUCAAGACGACGUCGAAGACGACGAAGAGGAGAGCCUGCCACACUUGUAGCGUCGUUGGAAAGCGGCAGUUUAUAUCCAUUGGUGGGAGGCAACCCAGCUCACGUCAGGCCUUUGGACAGGAGCCAGAUCCCUGGGUGAGCGGGAUUGGCAUAUUCGACAUGACUGAAUUCGCCUGGGCAGACACCUACACGGCAGAUGCUGCAGCGUACGAGUCACCUGAGGUAGUUAAAGACUACUAUGCUGCAAGCUACAAAGAACCAGAAUGGAGCGAUAAUUCACUGGCCGCUGCUUUUGCUUUCACUCCACCACCCUCAAGCACCACGACUGGUGGAUCAUCUAGUCCAACCGGAUCGAACUCUGCGCCGACUUCCGGAUCGACGGAAAGCGAAAGUAAAAGGAGCAAUACCGGACCCAUCGCGGGCGGUGUUGUAGGUGGAGUUGCAGGCCUUGCCGUCAUUGUUGGACUAGGCUACUGGCUCGGACGCCGGCGAAGAGUACAAAUUGAACCAUCUCCUCCAGCUGAAGCUGGCAGUAGCCAAGACUUUAAAGCGCCACCGGUAUAUGGAUCAGUGGCAUCAAUGCCUCUAAGUCUUGGUCCUCAAUCAAAUAGCGCUGUCUACGAGGCUCCAACCAGCAAGCCUAGGGCUGAGCUCGCGUCCGCUCCACAGAAAUACGAAUCACACUUCGUCGAGUUACCUGUCGAUGCUCGCAACUGA
This is a messenger RNA of Exophiala aquamarina CBS 119918, 1353 nucleotides long. RefSeq lists its product as uncharacterized. The coding region runs from base 1 to 1353 and encodes 450 amino acids. The transcript is spliced from 3 exons. The record is from RefSeq and is a predicted model, not a curated record. Gene Ontology annotation, molecular function: protein binding. Lineage: Eukaryota; Fungi; Ascomycota; Eurotiomycetes; Chaetothyriales; Herpotrichiellaceae.